Molecule: messenger RNA, 2709 nt
Organism: Labeo rohita (rohu)
Lineage: Eukaryota; Metazoa; Chordata; Actinopteri; Cypriniformes; Cyprinidae
Gene: lnp1
Product: leukemia NUP98 fusion partner 1
Exons: 4
Coding region: 379-1008 (209 amino acids)
Source: RefSeq, a predicted model, not a curated record
UCUCCUCCCUCUCUCGUGUUAAACAGAUUACAGGGGAUUCACUUAUUUAAAGACUUCGACAAAAGCCGUGUGUGCAUAUUUUUGGGUCGGCUUAAAGCAAUUAAACCCACUCAUUGUGAGCACCUAAGUGGAGGAAUCUAAUUACAACCUACUGCCAAGCCAAGUCUGGAGUCUGGACCUCACAUUGCCUUCCAAAAAAGAGUUCCUCAGAAGCUCCAGGACAACAGCAGCAGCAGCAGGAGCCCUGUCUGACCCAGCUGGAUCAUCGUACGCAGGCUGCACCCUGGUGCGUUUUUUCUUUGCAGGAGACAGGAGCCUCAGCGAGAGCUCCGCACGCCGGUUCCCAAGCUGUCUCUUCGGCUGCUUCCCGCGAUUAUUAUGGACAAUGAUGAGGACGAUGAUGGGAACUUCACCAAAUGGAUGAGCAGUUACUGGGGGCACGGGGUAGGGGAGGAGCACGCCAAAGAUAGGAAGAGGAGUUUCAGGAGGCCCUCGCGCAACAAAGCUGACCGCCGUGCCUCUUUGCCCUGCAUGUCUCAGCUAGAAGCCAUGCGGGCGAAUCACCUCCAUGUUAACACCAUGGCCCCUGUCCCUGUCCACCUAAAGGGCCGUGAGGAGAAGGAGGUGCACUCUCAUUCUCGUGCCCGCCGUGUGUCUUCAGACGAAAACAGUCGAACCAAAGUGGGGGGACCUGAAUGUCACAUCAGCACCAUUCCAGAGCUCACUGAGUGCUUAGAGAAGAGGCUGCGUUUCAAUAAUCAGAAGGGUGAUGCAGAUAGCAUAUGUCUUAUUUGCCAUGAAGAACUACGGAAUGGAAGGGGUGGCAUCCAAGAACUUCACUGUGGCCAUCAUUUUCAUAAAGAGGCAAAGUGGCCGGAGCAUGGCGCACGUCCACGUAGUGGGAGUUCUGCACCUGCUUGCGAGCGAGGAAAGGAGAUACCGUUCUGUCCUGGACAAGAGGAAUAUCGCUUACCACGUCGCCAGCUCUCUUUACGCAGACAACGUUGAUUGUUUUCAGUUUAACAUACACUCUUAAAAAAUAAAGGUUCUUUAUUGGCAUCAGCAGUUCCAUCUGUGAAACCUUAAAAGGUUCUUUAUAGUGGAAAACAUUCUUUAGAUUAUAAAAAUACUAUUUAAAGAUUGUAACCUUUAUUUUUAAGAGUGUACUAUAUGUAUAAUUAAACGAAACAGUAAUAACACAGUAUAUUAUCAAAAAACUUGUCAGUUUUUUUGUUUAACUCCACAGUACUUUUUCUUAAAAAUUAACCUGCUGAUCUGUUCUUUGCAGGCUAGUUUUGUCUUUUCCCUCCUUCUGAAAUCAAAAAAGCAAAGAACAACAGUAGAUACCAGCAUUUUUAUUAAAAUGUCAUGUUUUAGUUAUUUUUUUUUUUCUUUUCCUAUGGUAAGAGUUAUAUGAACCAUAAUAUGUAUUACUAAACUGUCAAUCAAAUUUUGUUUUUCAGAUUUAAUGUGCAUUGAUCGGAUAAACAAUUAUUAUUAUUUAUGACCCCGUUGUUCAUUUUAUACUAUUUUGGAUUGGAAAACCAGACUGUGAACAUAAGAUGUUUUGGCUCGUAUUUGGAAUUAUGGAGACUGAAACUGUAAAUAUGGUAAAAUCCUGAAUUUGCAGGUCAUAUGUCAGGAGUUGCAGUUUCAAAGAUAGUAGCUUGUUAAAUGCACAUGCUGGAAAUUAGCUGGUGGCUAAUCACGCCACCGUAAUGGAAAUCAAUGUUGGGUCACACUUCUGCCCCUCAAAGGUCAGACAGAUCUGUUUUUCAUUCAUCAUGCAUGCAGUUGUCAUGCAAGUGCCAUCAUUCCUCUGCUACAGCUGCUGUACAAAAAGUCUUUCCUGGUAAAACAGGAACAUUUUUAGCAUGUAUUUUAGUGGUACACUACCACUUUUUUGUAAAGAAUUUAAGCAUCAGAAGUUUUUAACAUCAUGUAAACUUAAAUUUAGACUGAUAGUGUGUUUUGCUACACUUGCACUUCUUUAAAAGCAUUACAUAUUGCAAUAUGUUUAGCAUGUGCAGAUGUAAAUUUCUUAUAUACAGCCACAUUCUGGUUUUAAAUGACCCUCCAUAAUUUGGCUUUUCUUUCUUUCAGUGCAUUGAGAAAUGGCUUUGGCAGAAACAGUCAUGUCCCACCUGUCGAGUUCAUGUGACCAUGCCUGAGCCCCUCUACUGGUCCUCUGCUCGUGUCCAGUUUCCCUGACAAUGUCCAUUUUUUGUCACUGCAUCAUCAUUUCCAUCUCCGCUUGUAGCCUGUGACCCUGGACGCUGAUUUAGCCUGUUUAUAUGUAAAUAAAAACAACAACAUCAUCUCUGAGUGGAGACUAGUGUAUGUGUAGCAGACCUGCACGACUGUGGUCUUUUGCUUUUGCUAUUCUUUCCUGACCCUCCUUUUCCAUCUUCCUUGCUUAUUUUACUCUCUGGUGUGAGAGGAUGUUGGCUGAAAACCGUGCAUGCUAAGUGUUUGACCAAAGAGCCUUUUUGUUUUCACUUUGUCCACCUCUCUACUCUCAUGUAUUGCACAAUGAACAUGUGAAUUACCCAUUAAUGUACACAUGCCAAAUUCAAAGGCAGAGAAUUUGACUCUGUCCAACGUGUUGUGAUGUUUCUGAUGAUCAGAAAUGUAAAUAAGUUUCAAAGAUGUGGAACAUGUUGUGUCUAUGUAACUACUUAAUAUGAGUGUCACGUUAUAAAGUGUAAA